Molecule: messenger RNA, 1296 nt
Organism: Aspergillus thermomutatus
Lineage: Eukaryota; Fungi; Ascomycota; Eurotiomycetes; Eurotiales; Aspergillaceae
Product: putative oxysterol binding protein (Orp8)
Exons: 6
Coding region: 1-1296 (431 amino acids)
Biological process (GO): piecemeal microautophagy of the nucleus; maintenance of cell polarity; exocytosis
Cellular component (GO): membrane; cytosol; intracellular membrane-bounded organelle
Molecular function (GO): sterol binding
Source: RefSeq, a predicted model, not a curated record
AUGUCUUCUGUUGCAGCCACAGAGACACCCGACAAGGCAAAUGAUGACUCGUCUAAGCUGAAAACUUUCCUUUCCAUUCUCCGCAAGUUCGUUGGCGUGGCAGACAUCGCAUCUGUCCGUUUCUCCUUACCUGCAAAUCUUCUGGAGCCCACACCGAAUUUGGAAUAUUGGAACUACCUCGACAGACCGGAAACUUUCGCGAGGCAAGAUCACAGCAUAGGGAAGUCGGAUGAACCCGUUGGUCGAAUGCUGGAAGUGUUGAGGUUCUGGUUUACCAAGGAUCUGAAAUAUAUCAAAGGCAAACCUUGCAAACCCUACAAUUCGACACUGGGUGAGUUCUUUCGGUGUAGUUGGGAGGUUCAAGACAAUGCGCCCGACAUAUCCUCGCUUCCGACAGCAGGCGUACAAAACGGGACCCUUGCCAAUGGCGGUGACCGCGGAGAAACCGUCAAGAUAUGCUAUCUGACCGAACAGACAUCACACCAUCCACCAGUGUCUGCCUUCUUUAUAGACUGCCCGGCAAGAGGGGUCUCCGCUCGUGGAUUUGAUCAGCUCAGUGCCAAAUUCACAGGCACGAGCAUUCGCGUCGCUCCUGGUCAACACAACCUGGGAAUCUUCGUCAAUAUUGAGAAGAGAGACAAUGAGGAAUACCAGCUGACCCAUCCAAGUGCUCAUCUUGGUGGGCUAUUGAGAGGUGCGCUGGCCAUUUCAGUUUCGGAUACGUGUUUUAUCAUCUGCUCCAAAACCCGCAUCAAGGUCAUUCUACAGUAUCUGGAGGACGGCUGGCUUGGUCGAGCCCAGAACAAGGUUGAAGGGUUGAUUUUCCGGUAUGACCCGAACCAGGAUACCAUCACUAGAAUCAAAGAUGUGCCCGAGGGCGAUGUUCUUGCCAAGAUCAGCGGGUCGUGGCAUGGACAGAUCUAUUACACCAUGGCUGGAACAGUUGAGCCUCGUCUCUUGAUUGAUGUAACGCCUCUCUUCCCAGUGCCAAAGACUUUACCUCCCGAGGAAGACCAGUUGUCAAACGAAUCUCUCAAGUUUUGGGCGGGGGUUACCAAAGCCAUCAAGGAAAAAAGAUAUAGUGAGGCUACAAGACUCAAGCAAGAAAUCGAAGAGCGACAGCGAGAAAGGGCAGCAGAGCGGCAACAGAAGAAAGAAUCGUGGCAGCCGCGGUUUUUCACAGGGAGUGUUACACCGUUAGGAAGACCAGAGUUGACCGAAGAGGGAUAUAAAGCCCUGCAGGGCCUUCGUCACGGCGACUAUAAACUGGCGGAAAGCGAAAGAAAAGGCGCCUGA